CCUGCCCGGGGGAGUCUCCAGUCUGGUUAUACUUCUCGGUGGUGUGUGUUUACAUCUUGUCAGGGUCCAGCAUGGCAUCCUCAGACGGAUUGAGAUCAUGCCUAUAUGGCCCAGAAUCCCUGGAAGAGCGACUCUCUCUUGGAGAACGAGCAUUUCUGGCCCCACUCAAUGUUCCAGUCUCACACAAGGAAGAUGUUGUCAUUAUAUGGUUAUCUCAACUUGUCACUAAUAAGGUAUUGACACUGAACUCUGCGGAUCUAAAGGCGGUUUUGAGGACGAUGAAUAAUAUCCUUAACUCCCGGAGGCUCAAGGCACUUUGUAGUAACAAUUGGUUCUGUCCUAUCAGCUCAUCUUUCACCGAGACCCUGGUGGAUAUCAUUAACAGUAGUUCAGAAGACUCCCUACGUGAGGGUGCUAUUGAGCUUUGCCAUACUCUUCUAUCAAAUCCAGCUGUAGCACCUCUUGUUACUCACUCAGCUCAUCAUUGCCUCUCCCUCACUAAGGGACUCAUAAACUGGUUAAUUGAGGGCCAUAAAAGUGACUUAGAUGUGACGUUGACUCUGAUGGCAUCAUUGGAAGUUGGCACCCAUUUACGGAUUCAGCCAGAUAGAUCAAGUGCUCUGCUGUCUGUUGUAGAUCAUCUACUUUUACCUCAUGCUAGACUAAAUGUUGCCUUGAAAAGUGAUGAAAGAGAAAUUGUGCAAAAACUACUGAAGGAAAUUAAAUUACUGGUAUUUGAAAAUAUACUUCAUUACAAGCUGGUGAAUCAAUUUACCACAACUUUAAGCAAUUUGUUUUCUGAGGAAACGAAGGUAUCCUUAGAUACAGUUGUAGAAAAGUUAUUAAUGUCUAUUGUUUCAGCUAUUAAGACUGAAGUAGAAGUUAGCCAGUAUCUAUUAGCUGAAUUCAUUACCGAGUUUGUAGUGCGAAUAAAAAAUAAAGUACUUCACUAUCAAAUGUUAAUUGUGGCUUGUCAUAUGUUAGAUGUGCCUUGGCCAGAGUCUAAAAAGAUCCCUUCACUAGAAAAAAACAGUCUUAUUGGCCAGAAACUAAAGCCAUCAUGCCUUGCCAAGGAAAAACAAGAGGCGCUCUUGUAUUCUGUUUUGAGUGCAGCUGAGUCGACUUCCAUUGAUCUGACAGUAAAUGUGAAAGGCAUGAGCUUAAAGACAUGGCUGGAAAAUUUAGGUGAAGUGUUGAUGAAGACUACACCUGAAACUACUGAAGGAUACCUAUGUCAUCGCACACUGCUAAAAAUGAUUCCACAAUUUAUGAGUGGACUAGUAAUGAAAAAUUUAUGGAUUCUUUAUUGCUACAAGAAGGUCCCUCAUGUAACAAGAGCCAGUAAGGUUCUGUAUGCGGCAUACGAUGACCUCUUGUGUGAUGUUUUAGCAGUGUGUGUCAGUUUGAGAAAUAUUGACAAUACAUUAAGGAGAAUUUUGUCUGGCUUGAGGGAGGAUACUGCAUCUUUGAAGAACCAACAGAUAAUACCAGAUUCUCUCCUUGUGUAUGAAGGACAGCUGCUACUUCCUCCCAGAUUUAUGCUGUCAAUGAUGAAGGCUAUAGCUGAUCUGGGUCAUUCUCAGGUGUUACCAGUUUGGAAAACAACACUACAUUUUUUCACAAAAGAAUGUGCCUUACUUCUUAAAGGUGAAACUGAUGCAGGUGCCUUGAAAUUUGUGAGUAUUGUGGUAUGGCUGUUGUCGUGCAUCAUGAAGGCUAGCCCUGUUGUGCAAGUUGUCUCGGUGGCAGGAGUUGCACAAAAUUUUGCAGGCAUCAUGAAACAGAUUGCACUUCAUGGAAUCAAGCCACUUGUUACUGCCAUGCUUACUCAACCCCAUAAUAAUGAUGUAUGUGGAAGUAUCCUUGUCUUAUGCCACACUUGGGGUGAAAUUCAUACCAACCUUCUCUCAAUUGAUAAGGGGUAUUCUGAAUUGCCAGAUUUACCCAAGAUUCACCCACCGAAACCAAGUGAACCUACGGACUUCUCACAUCUUCUUCCCUUUAUUUCACGAGAGGAAUGGGCCCAGAUAUCUGCUAGGGUAGCCAACUUUGGAAAUCGGCCGACGCAGUUAGCAUUAGUGCAGCUAGUCCUUCAGAAGUUCAGUCAAGCUGCUCUUGAACAUCACAGAAGCUUUAUACAUUUGGGUACAGUGUGCAACCAACCCAACCAGAAUCCCACUAGUCAAGCAUUGGAAGCCAUGACCAAGUAUCUCAUGAACACCAUGGGCUCUAUGGGUAGCAAUGUAUCUCAGUUAAUGACUGUUCAUCUUGCUUAUAUACUGCCCUUCAUCCAUGAUAGUCAUCUGCCAGUUAUUGCAAGGUACUUGGUAAAGGGAAUAAAAGACGGUGAAUUAGCUUGGCAGGAAUAUGUUAGAAGUGAACAGUUUCAUGAGGCCAGCAGACUUCAUCCGUACAUCUUCUCCUCCAUAUGUUCCACUCUGGCCAAUACAUCUGGUCAACGGACAUUUUCGGACCUGGAAGAAACAACAGCAACUAAUAUAAUGUAUUGCAUUGAACUCUGGAAGAAGAUGAAAAAAAUUGGCCCACUACUUAUUGAAUUUGGCAGUGAUAAAGAUGAAAAUAAUGCCUUAUGGAAAAAAUUGAAAGAAUGUGGUGAUAUUCUGAAAAAACUUGUAGAAAAUGAAAGUACUUGUUUGAACAAACCGAUUGUUAGAAGUUCCAUGGAUAUAAAUGUGAUGAUUGAGUUGAUUGGAAAUUUCCCUCUUUCCUAUCUAAGUAAAGGGCUCCAAACUGCCAUCCUAUUGAUGCUUUUUGUAUCAUUGAUACAUGAAGAUCUUGAGAGUAAAGACACAAAUCUAUCACCAAUCUUGCAUAUUAUAAAUCAAACAUUGUGUUCAAACUGUCAACUUAGAAUAUUCCGCGUGACAAAUGCUAGUUCCCUCUUACAGUGGCUUAUCAAGAAGAGAUGUGAUUUUCCAUUUUCCAUUAUUACACAGCAUAUGGCUAACCUCACUCGGUCACUGUUGACGAAAGAUGCCAAGACCUGCUAUGCUAACUUACCAGAAGAACAACCAAAAUCUAGGUUAACAGCUCAGGCGCUGGUAGGCCAGAGUUUCGACCAGCUCUUGAGUGCUCUUCUGUACACGUUGACAGGUGCUGCUAGCAGUGCAGAUCACGUAAAAGAAGUGGCAAGAUUCGUCAUUUCGGAAGCAGCCUCGGAUGCCGAACUCUUCUUGCAACCAGCUGUUUUUCUUAUGGCAGCUUGCUAUAAGAAUAUCAAAUUUUGUAAGAAAACACUGAUGUUCCUAUCCACCUGGAUCCUGCGGGAAUUGAGAAAGAUGGAUCUUGCUACUACUGCUCCUCCCACAGCUGCCGCCAUCCUCACUGCUCACACUAUCAUUGUCUUGGUCAAAACUCAUGAUUCUACACGGAAAAAGCCACAUAACAAUUCCUUAAUUUCAGAAAGUGCUACAGAGAUUGAUCAUGAAACUCAAAUGGAAAUCGAUGAAGAUCCCCCAAAUUUGGAAGACAGUUGUAACCAUGAACAAGGAAAAAAGAUCCAUAAGUGGCAAAAACUCUUAGGCAAUACCUGCCACUUGGCAAAACUGUGUCUCUCUAGUAGUCACCAGGAGUUGCAGGAGUAUGCCCUUAAAUUUCUCUUCACAGUAUUGCAGCAUUCUGAUGUUUUGCAAGCUUACCUUCCACCUCAUCUCUUUAGUACUACAUGGACAGCCUUGUCUGGUGUUGAUAGCUUACACAUGGUCAUUGAUGCUCUUCCACAUACUAAAUUAUCCAUAGAUCCACUGUUAUCGAGGGCUUCCCCUGAUGACUAUGAGAAGAUACUUCAGGAUCUACUGAAAUGCACACAGUCAGGAACCACAGAUUUAACUCACACACUUAGGCUUUGGCAAGUUGUAAUUUUCUCUAAAGUGGUCGGAGUCAAUGGAGCUCUGAAACGUGUGGCUCUGGAGCACCUUAUACCCAUCCUUGGAAAUCUAGUGACUAUCCAUGGAAUGUCUGAUAAGUGUGUGAGCCCACACCUUAUCCCUAUUUUGGAAACCCUGAGAGAACUAAUCAAUUUUGCCCUGAAAUUUGAGGCACAGACUAUAGCCCUUGUUCUCACACCCUGUACCACCAUUCAAUUUCAUACACUGCCACCUGACCAGUUUAAUCAGGCUUUUACGGCUGCUGUUGAUAUUGUCAACUGCAUUUUGGUACGCUAUCCAGGUGUAGUAAUGGAACGCACCCCUUCAGUUCUGGCAACCAUCACACACCUGGCAACAUCUCUGAUUGCUCAAGCUAGUCAAGAGUGUAAACUGGAAGAAGACCAAAUAAAAGUCAUGGUAGGAUGCGGCACCAAUCUUGAGCAUGUUGUAAAAGAACUGACUACAUACAAAAUCAAGCUCAACAAGAUAGUUCACUUCACUAUGGCUGCUAUUGUGGGAGCUCUGCAGCUUACAACUGUGUAUCCAGCUGUUAAGGUAAUCUUGGAGAGCAUCGUGUACCGACUCCUGGACCUGUGCGACAGCCACUGUUUAAAUCAUCUUUUAGUGGCACUGCCUCCAGCCACAACAACAUUUCUCAAGCAUCUUCAUAGCAAUUAUUCAACCUUCCAUCGUUACAAUCCUUUCAAAGCAUAAAAAAUACUGCUGCAGUAAUAUCAAGAUGUAACGGGCAGACAUUUUGGGAGCUGUAUGCAUCUCAUUAUACGGUUGUGGGACAGAUGCUCCUAGAUGAACAGAAGAUCCAAAAGGCCAAGACAACUCCAGAGACAAUCACCUGUAAAAGAAAAAUAAACAUUAAACAGGGACACUACUUUUAUUAUCACCAAUGCCUAAUAAUAAGCCAAAAAAAUCCUAACACCCAAUCUUUUAAGAUUGGCUCAGCAAGGCCUAUCCCUUCCUCUGAUU
Procambarus clarkii (red swamp crayfish) is the source of this 4871-nucleotide messenger RNA. The record is from RefSeq and is a predicted model, not a curated record. NCBI's taxonomy places the organism in Eukaryota, Metazoa, Arthropoda, Malacostraca, Decapoda, Cambaridae.